AUGUGUUCUUGCAUCUCUUUCAUCUUUCUUUUCCUUUUCUCCUUCCUCACUAACUUCACAGUUUCUGCUCAAAACCCUAAUUUCAUAUACCAUGCUUGUCCAAAUACAACUACUUAUUCAAGGAACAGCACUUACUUCACCAAUCUCAGAACCCUUUUGUCCUCUCUUUCUUCCCAUAACGCCUCUUACUCAACCGGAUUCCAAAACGCCACAGCUGGUCAAGCCCCCGACAAGGUCACGGGGCUUUUCCUCUGUCGAGGAGACGUCUCCCCUGAAGUUUGCCGUAGCUGCGUGGCCUUUUCCGUCAAUGAGACCUUAAAUCGGUGUCCGAACGAGAGCGAAGCCGUGCUCUAUUACGAUGAGUGUAUGCUCAGAUACUCUCACCGAAAUAUACUGUCGACCGUUACACUCAAGGGAGGAGCGAUCAUGUUGAACAGCAAUAAUAUUUCAUCAAACCAAGUAGACCGGUUCAAAGAUUUGGUGUCGUCCACGAUGAACCAAGCUGCAGUCGAAGCAGCGAGUAGUCCUAGAAAGUUCUAUACCAGAAAGGCCAACUGGACGGCAAUCCAGACUUUGUAUGGCCUGGUUCAAUGCACUCCUGAUCUUACAAGUGUAGAUUGCUUGAGCUGUCUGCAACAAUCCAUCAAUGGAAUUCCUCUUUACAGAAGUGGAGGAAGACUUCUUUGGCCAAGCUGUAAUUCAAGGUACGAACUUUACGCGUUCUACAACGAAACCGCCAUUAGAACAUCAUCACCACCCCCACGGCUUCCGCCUGCGUCUACUCCUCCGGUAUCAUCUCCUCCACAACAUGGGAAAGGUGGGAAAUCAGGUGUUUUAUUGGUAGCCAUCGUUGUGCCUAUUACAGUGGCUGUUCUGCUUUUCAUAGCUGGUUAUUGUUUCCUUGCAAAGAGAGCUAAGAAGACUUAUGAUACAGCACCUGCCUUUGAUGGAGAUGAUAUGACAACCAUAGAGUCGCUGCAACUUGAUUAUAAAAUAGUUCAAGCUGCAACAAAUGAUUAUUCAGAAAAUAAUAAGAUUGGUCGAGGUGGAUUUGGUGAGGUUUAUAAGGGUACAUUUUCGAAUGGGACUGAAGUUGCGGUGAAGAGACUGUCAAAAUCAUCAAGACAAGGUGACACAGAGUUCAAGAACGAGGUUGUUGUUGUUGCAAAGCUUCAACAUCGAAAUCUGGUUAAGCUUCUCGGAUUUUCUUUAGAACGAGAAGAAAGGAUAUUGGUCUAUGAGUAUGUGCCAAACAAAAGUCUUGAUUACUUCCUCUUUGAUCCUGCAAAGCAAGGUCAGCUAGACUGGACUAGACGAUACAAGAUCAUUGGAGGGAUUGCUCGGGGGAUUCUAUAUCUUCAUCAAGACUCACGGCUCACGAUCAUACACCGUGAUCUCAAAGCGAGUAACAUUCUCUUGGAUGCAGAUAUGAAUCCAAAAAUUGCUGAUUUUGGAAUGGCAAGGAUCUUUGGAAUGGACCAAACCCAGGAGAACACAAGCAGAAUAGUUGGCACGUACGGAUACAUGUCUCCCGAAUAUGCGAUGCGUGGCCAGUUCUCAAUGAAAUCUGAUGUCUAUAGCUUCGGAGUGCUAGUUCUUGAGAUUAUAAGCGGUAAGAAGAAUAGCAGCUUCUACGAGACAGACGGUACACAUGACCUUGUCACAUAUGCUUGGAAGCUUUGGAGUAAAGAAACAGCACUAGACCUUGUGGAUCCAACUAUUGUAGAUAAUUGCCAGAAGAGUGAAGUGGUUCGAUGCAUCCAUAUCGGUCUUUUAUGUGUGCAAGAAGAUCCCGCGGAGCGUCCGACCUUUUCAACCAUUUUUGUGAUGCUCACUAGUAAUACUGUGACUUUACCGGUGCCUCGACAACCAGGGUUUUUCGUUCAGAGUAGACCUGAAAAAGAUCCGCUUGAUUCAGAUCAGUCUACGACAACCAAGUCUAUUCCAACCUCUGUUAACGAUGUAUCGAUCACUGAUUUAUAUCCUCGUUGA
Messenger RNA from Arabis nemorensis, 1992 nucleotides. The record is from the annotation of a GenBank genome assembly. NCBI's taxonomy places the organism in Eukaryota, Viridiplantae, Streptophyta, Magnoliopsida, Brassicales, Brassicaceae.